AUGAAGGACAUCAGUAAUGACCCAAAAGCAUUAAGAAAACUAAGAACAUCAUGUGAGAGAGCAAGACGAAAUCUUUCUUCAAGAGCCGAAACCACCAUCGAGAUUGAUUCUUUAUUCGAGGGUAUCGACUUCCACUCUAAAAUAACAAGAGCAAAAUUUGAAGAGCUCAACAUAGAUCUCUUUAGAGAAUGCAUGAAGACUGUGGAGAAAUGUAUAGGGGAUGCUAAGAUGGAUAUGAAUAGUAUUCAAGAUAUUGUUCUUGUUGGUGGAUCUAGUAGAAUUCCCAAGGUGCAACAGCUAUUGCGUGACUUCUUUAAUGGUAAGGAGCUUUGCAAGAGUAUCAAUCCUGAUGAAUCAGUUGCAUAUGGCGCUGCAGUACAAGCUGCAAUUUUGCAGGGUGGUAUUGAGAAGGUGCAAGACUUACUCUUGUUGGAUGUAACUCCCCAUUCCAUUGGUUUAGAGACUCACACAGGAGAAUUUUUGGUUUUUAUCCCAAAAAACACUACCAUUCCCACCAAGAAAACUAUAUAUUCCACAACUAUCGAAAAUAACCAACCUGCUUUGGUAGUUCCUGUGUAUGAGGGCGAAGAAAAAAUAGCCAAAAACAAUAAAUUGCUGGGUGAUUUAAUGCUUGAUGGUAUUACUCGUGGUCCAAAAGGUAAACCUAAAAUCAUUAUUUGUUUUGAGAUCGAUGCCAAUGGAAUUAAUGGUAAAAGGAGGUAA
Fragaria vesca subsp. vesca is the source of this 723-nucleotide messenger RNA. Its product is annotated as heat shock cognate 70 kDa protein-like. The transcript has a single exon. NCBI's taxonomy places the organism in Eukaryota, Viridiplantae, Streptophyta, Magnoliopsida, Rosales, Rosaceae. Gene Ontology annotation, molecular function: ATP-dependent protein folding chaperone; ATP binding; heat shock protein binding. Gene Ontology annotation, cellular component: cytoplasm. Gene Ontology annotation, biological process: cellular response to unfolded protein; protein refolding. The coding region runs from base 1 to 723 and encodes 240 amino acids. The record is from RefSeq and is a predicted model, not a curated record.